Pleuronectes platessa (European plaice) is the source of this 2388-nucleotide messenger RNA. Its product is annotated as neuronal acetylcholine receptor subunit alpha-7. The record is from RefSeq and is a predicted model, not a curated record. Bases 334 to 1770 code for a protein of 478 amino acids. The transcript has 10 exons. Gene Ontology annotation, cellular component: synapse; postsynaptic membrane; neuron projection. Gene Ontology annotation, molecular function: transmembrane signaling receptor activity; acetylcholine-gated monoatomic cation-selective channel activity. Lineage: Eukaryota; Metazoa; Chordata; Actinopteri; Pleuronectiformes; Pleuronectidae. Gene Ontology annotation, biological process: chemical synaptic transmission; signal transduction; regulation of membrane potential.
CAAAGAGAACAUCAUGCAUUAAUAUGUAGGCUGCAAAAACAGAAAGGGACAUAAAAGUCAUAAAAAGGAUUUGUAGCCGAAAUACAUUUUACCUACUAUUUUUUAUUUAUCAGGUUCAUGAUCAAUGAGAGACAGUUUUUUUUAUGUUGUCACUCAAUGAGACAACACAUCUCACUGUCAAACAGUGAGAUGUGUUCAGGAGGAGUUAUUUGAUGCACACACACACACACACACACACUCACAAACUAACACAAAAACACAUUCCAACACACACACUCUCUGGGUGAACUGAGGAAUCCGUGUGCUCUCCUCUCACUCCUCACUCGGCUCAUCAUGGAGCUACUCCACUUUGCUCUCGUCGUUGCAGUCGCCGCCUGCACAGUGAAAGUUUCUCAUCAGGGACCAAACCAGCGGAGACUGAUCAAAGAACUGAUGACUUCAUACAACCGACUGGAGAGACCGGUCCUCAAUGAUAGUCAUACACUCACUGUGAGCCUCGGCCUCAGCCUCAUGCAGAUCAUCGAUGUGGAUGAGAAGAACCAGGUUUUAACCACCAACAUUUGGCUACAGCUGCGCUGGGAUGAUAAUUACCUCCAGUGGAAUCCAGAGGAGUAUCCAGGGGUGACCAAUAUGAGAUUUCCAGAAAAUCUCAUUUGGAAGCCCGACAUUCUGCUCUAUAACAGUGCAGACGAGAGGUUCGAUGCCACGUUCCACACCAACAUCUUGGUCAACUCCACGGGGAGUUGCAACUACAUACCUCCAGGGAUCUUCAAGAGCACCUGCAGCAUCGACGUGCGCUGGUUCCCCUUUGACGUGCAGAGAUGUGAACUGAAGUUCGGCUCCUGGACGCACGGGGCCUGGUCGCUGGACUUGAAGAUGGUGGAGCCAGAUAUCAGCAGCUACACCCCCAACGGAGAGUGGGAUCUCGUUGAGGUUACGGGAAAGAAGAGCGAUCACGUCUACGAGUGCUGUCCGGAGCCGUACCCCGACAUCACCUUCACCCUGGUGAUGAGGAGACGGACGCUCUACUACGGCCUCAACCUGCUCAUCCCCUGUGUCCUGAUCUCCACUAUGGCUCUGCUCGUCUUCCUCCUGCCUGCUGACUCUGGAGAGAAGAUCUCACUGGGCAUCACCGUGCUGCUCUCCCUGACUGUCUUCAUGCUGCUGGUUGCAGAGAUUAUGCCUCCCACAUCCGACUCAGUGCCUUUGAUAGCUCAGUACUUUGCCACGACCCUGGUCAUCGUCGGCGUCUCGGUCAUCGCUACGGUUCUGGUUUUACAGUUUCAUCACCAUGACCCCAACGGAAGCAAAAUGCCGAAAUGGACCCGUGUGUUCCUGCUGAACUGGUGCGCCUGGUUCCUGCGCAUGAAGCGUCCUGGCGAGGAUCGAGUCCACUCAGCCUGUCACAACAAGGCCCAGCGGAGCAGCCUGAGCAGCAUGGAGCUCAAUGCCAGCACCCCGGCCUCCCAGGCCACCAACAGCAAAAUCCUCUAUGCAGGUGAGGAAGCAAAGCUCCUCCCCAAAGCUCAGGGCCCCUCGGUGGGCGGCGUAGAACCAGAGCUGGCCAAGAUCCUGGAAGAGGUGCAUUAUAUCGCCAAGCGCUUCCACGACCAAGACGAGAAUGAGUCGGUGUGCAACGAGUGGAAAUUUGCCGCGGCUGUGAUUGACAGGCUUUGUCUCAUGGCUUUCUCAAUCGUCAUAAUCCUCUGCACCAUCGGAAUCCUCAUGUCUGCACCCAACUUUGCCGAGGCCAUUUCUAAGGACUUCUGAAACUAAGGGCCUUUGAAAACACAGUAGAUGCCUGAUUGGAAGUUAGAAUUUAAACCAAUCACAACUGUCACAGACGAUCAAUUUGUAAACUCAUGAGGCAGAAAUCUGGAUUCAGUCACGUUGUACACGACCAAACAUUUAACUCAAUUAAGGGCUUGGCGGAAAAAGGUAGCUUUUGCCUUUUAUAUAACAAUAUACAAUUAUAUAUAUAUAUACACAAGUUAACAUUGACUGAAAAACAAUUAUACUGCAUAUCAUAGUGUGAGUAAUGUUGUUUGCUGACUGACAGAGAUUGCAAAUGUGGUUUGUUAUGGGAUGUUACCUGUGUAUUCGUCAUAAUGGGUCUAUACUACGAUGCUAAAAUAUAUUCCAUGUAUGAAAUGUAACAGAUACAAUAUCCUGCAUUGAAAUAAAUCAGUGGUUGCACAUGAAUACUCCUAUAUUCAAAUACUUUUCUAUAAAGACAAAUUAUUGUUGAUUAUCACGAUAAGCAUAACCACAAUCCUAAGUUUAACCAUCCUCCUAUUACACAUGUUUCUUCCUUAUGAGGAUAAUUAAAAAAUGUAUCAACAGCUGUACUGUGAUAUUAAACAAAUAAAUGUAUUCUUUUUAUUUUAA